Molecule: messenger RNA, 2843 nt
Organism: Cololabis saira (Pacific saury)
Lineage: Eukaryota; Metazoa; Chordata; Actinopteri; Beloniformes; Belonidae
Gene: atp6ap1lb
Product: ATPase H+ transporting accessory protein 1 like b
Exons: 7
Coding region: 316-1062 (248 amino acids)
Cellular component (GO): proton-transporting V-type ATPase complex
Source: RefSeq, a predicted model, not a curated record
UGAAGCUGUGUUCAACCAGCAGCAGUCUCCUCUCAUUGUCUCAAUGGCUGCACACGCAUUCGCUCCCUCGCCUUGCUGUCCACUCUCAGCCGGCCUGGGCACUCCUUCGCUGAUGAAGAAUUUCAGCCUGGACUUAUCUAUGACGAAGUGCCUGAGAUCCUGGACAGAAGCAAAGAGAACCCCCAUCAAGCAACAAGAGUCACAUCAUACAUAGAUGGAGAGUACGGCUUACAAAGUGAGGAUGUUGUUUUGACGCCUGAAGAUGAAAACCCACUUAGGAGAAUACUGCAGCCUUUUAGAUGGCACCACCCUGGAAUGUCUAUGAGUAAAAGGAAGCUGCUCCAGUCUCUGAUGGGGCCUUAUGGCCCGCUCAGCGUGUCUUACAAUGGAAAGACUUGCAUAUUGUUCAAGGCAAAGCGCCUGGCGAUCCGCUACAGGAACCACACAUUUAUUGACCUGACUGAGAGGGUUUUCAACCCCAACUCACCUGUGGACACUAAAGGUUCCAUCUGCACCAAGGACAAAGCCACACUUUCGUUAAAGUUUGGUGACGUGGAGGACUUGCGAGGUCUUGUAAUCAGGCUUCAGAUGUCCAACACUUUCUAUGAGGCAGCGGGGCAAAACUGGUUCACGCUGGACAGCGUUCACAUCCACUACAACUGGACCCAGGAGGCUGUGUUCAAUGCCAGCAAGGUCUACGCUCCUGCCACUUCAUCCUACCACUGCCAGCACGUCAGCAGCCUGCACAAAUAUGACACGCUGCUAGUGCCCAGCUCCCACACUGACACAUCCGCUAACUGGCACAUCACUUUCACUGAUUUCCAGAUCCAGGCCUUCAAUGUGCAAUCAGACAAGUUUGCGUCAGCCAGUGACUGUGCAACUUUCUUGACACCAGCCAUCCUGAUGGGCUUGGUGACAUCUUUAAUCCUGCUCCUUGUAUUAGCCUACGCCCUCCACAUGGUGGUACACCUUAAGCACAUUGACCGCUAUGAGGAGCACAAAGCCACUGUCUACUUUCCCCGUAGUCCAGAGGCAGAGUUACCAGACAAAAACAGCCUGUAAAGGAGAAUGAGGAGCCAGAGGAUGACGAGGGGAGUGACGGGGAAGGAGAAAACUGAGAAGUAAGGCAGAGGGGAAAGCAAAUGACCACAAGAGUGAAAAAGUAUCUUCCACUGAAUCUUCGCUCAACAAAAUGACAUCUUUGCCUGUUCAUGUUAAAACCUAAGUCUUAACUACUUCAAGUAAAUGCAGACCGUGGCUGGAUACUUUUUCUUCUUUCCUUACUGACCUGCAUCUCCUUGGAUGUCCAAUUCUCUCCUAGAGAGGGCUCAUAGCCCUCAUGUCAAAGGUCAGUGUCGGUCAGUGUCUGUCCUGGGGCCCUGAAGGGUGGCAACAUAAACGUGUUGAUCCCAGCCAACCGAUGAAAUGAGAGGCUUGCAGCGGUAGCUAAUACAGCUAACUCAGAUGCUCCAGCUUAACUGUAUGUAUUACAUGGCUCAUACGUGUCAUAUUACAAGCAUCUAUCGUGAACAUUGUCUUUACAGCUUCCAUUACAGAAUUCUUUGUCUAUUACUGCUGCAAGAAAUCAAAACUUCAAACAGCCAGUUUUAUAGCUGAGAUAGCCUUAUUAGCUGCAUGCCCUAAUAAGCUAGCUGUUCUACCUGGGCUAGCACAGUGUUUCCUAAUAAAAAUGAUUGGGAGGGUUCUUGGUUGAGACACAGCUUAACAUAGUAAAGUACUGCACAAAGCAAAACGAGUCGAAGAAGCCUUUGAGCGCAAGGAAAGAGAAAUAUCAGGAACCACUGGUCUAGCAUCUGGCUGGAGUGAAUGGACCAACUCUUUUGGCCCUUCAGAGCCUCUGGCUUCUCUUACCCCGUCCCUGAACAAGACUGCUGCUUGCUACUUAACUGUGAAAAGGCCUUUUACAGACCAGCCAGACGAGGGGGCUCUACAAACUAGCACAACAUUUGUUAGCUGCAAUAGCACUAACAAAGGACUAUAAAAGACUAUACAAGGAAUUAUGCUGCACAAGAUGGCCCGUCUGACAUCAUGGCAGGCAUGCAGGUUUUGGGAUGCAACUACAUAUUUGAAGCAAUUGUUUGAACAACGGAGGCUGUGCAUCCUCCGUCUUCACCCCUGGAACUGACUGCCAAAGUGAAGCUACGAAAAUAGUUGCCAUUGUACAUGGUGAAAGACUGAAACAAUGUGAAAAUGAAAGCUAACCAUUACAGCUAUGUACAAAACAAAAAAAACUCAUUCAUGUACAGAUGUGUCACUCUGCGGAGAUCUUUUUUUAUAUUCAGUGUAAUCAUGAAAUACUAUUAGGUACAGGUUGAUUAUGUUAAUCCUCAUAACCAAACGCUGUAGAUAUGUCAAAAUCUCUAUAUGAUCAUAGCCGUUUACUACUAAAUACUGCACAACUCAUAAACCUAGGUGAAAUUGUGCUAUGAGGAUUGGUUAAUGCAUCAAUGCAUAUGAUUUUUUUUCUUUUUCUUUUUUUUACAAAAGGGUGAACAUGUUGAGUGUAAAUUACAGUGCAAAUUUUUACCAUAGACAGACAAUACCAUGGAAUGCCGUCCAAUCAUAGGGACCUUUAGAUGCCAUUAUUUUGCCAGAAGCCACAUUAGCAGCUGUAACAGCAUCAGUAAGACAUUACUACUGAUAAAAACAAUCAGCAUGACAGUAAAUAGAUAUCUUAACAUUCAAUAUGGCAGUUCUGUCAGUCUGUAGCAGUGUGAAAUGUGUUCUUUGGUCAUAAAUGUAUCCUAAAAAGUAUGAGCUGAUUGGAGGCAGUUGUCUAAUGACCAACUGGUGUAGAUUGAACAAUAAACAAAGUUCUGAAG